Messenger RNA from Aspergillus vadensis CBS 113365, 1163 nucleotides. RefSeq names its product enoyl-CoA hydratase/isomerase family protein. Bases 134 to 979 code for a protein of 281 amino acids. The transcript is spliced from 3 exons. Lineage: Eukaryota; Fungi; Ascomycota; Eurotiomycetes; Eurotiales; Aspergillaceae. The record is from RefSeq and is a predicted model, not a curated record. Gene Ontology annotation, molecular function: delta(3,5)-delta(2,4)-dienoyl-CoA isomerase activity. Gene Ontology annotation, cellular component: mitochondrion.
CGGCAACUCUCCAAUUUCCAACUCAAUAGUACUUAAUCUCCGACGGUUUCCUUAGGUCUAACAACAUUCAUUCCAACUGACUCCACCGCAUCGACACACUCUAUCUAGCAUUAGCAUAAACUCGCACAUCAUCAUGUCAGACUACACAUACCAACACUUCAACGUUACAUUCCCGCCCGAACGUCAAUAUGUCGCUCACGUGGAGAUCAACCGCCCCGAUAAAAUGAACGCCUUCUCCGAAAGUAUGUGGCUGGAACUUUCCGCCAUCUUCACCCGUCUCUCCUCGGACUCCUCCGUCCGCGCCAUCGUCCUCACCGGUGCCGGCGACCGCGCAUUCACUGCCGGCCUCGACGUCAAAGCCGCCUCCGAAGGCCUCCUCUCCGACACCAACACCGCUGGCGAUCCCGCCCGCAAAGCUGCCCAGUUGCGGCGCCACAUUGACGAGUUGCAAGAGUGCAUCUCAUCCCUCGAAAAGUGCGAGAAACCGGUGAUCGUGGCUUACCACGCUAUUUCCUAUGGUCUCGCGGUUGACAUUGGUGUGGCCGCUGAUGUGCGGGUAUGCUCGGCGGAUGUCCGCUUUGCCGUCAAGGAAGUAGACAUUGGCUUGGCAGCGGAUGUCGGGACGUUGAGUCGGUUGCCCAAGGUGGUAGGAAAUUAUGGAUGGGUAAAGGAGGUGGCUUUGACGGCGAGGGACUUUGACGCGGAGGAGGCUCUACGCGUGGGAUUCGUCAAUCGCGUGUUCAAGAACAAAGAGGAGACGGUCCGAGGUGCGUUGGAUUUGGCACAGCUGAUAGCAACCAAGAGUCCGGUUGCGGUACAAGGGACCAAGGAGCUGCUGAAUUAUUCGAGGGAUCAUACCGUUCCGGAGGGGCUGUGGUAUACGGCUGUCUGGAACAGUGCCAUGCUACAGACUAAGGAUGUUUCCGCCGCAUUGCUGUCGGGUAUUCAAAGGAGAAAACCCACGUUUGAGAAGUUGUAACAUAGAUUACUUUGUGGUCAUUAUGAUGAUCUAGUUGGAUCUAGGCUGCCUUGAGUUUGACGGGUUCAAGCAGAGGCGAGGCCAGUCAAGACGAUCUACUGCAAGCGCAGGAAAUAGAGAGAAUAUACCUCGUGAACGUUGCAUUGUCAGCAUUCUGAAACAUGAUAUAUUAUCAAUGUUAGCC